AAUCCAAAGAACGAACCUAUUCAAAUUCAACCAAUCCGCAACGUACCUCCUAGCAACCAACCAGUUGCAGUGUCUAAGCUGAAUGCUUAUGCCACGUUAGAGCGACUACUAGGCGCAUGCGUGGAAUAAAGUGCCGCGGAGACGCUGCGCUUGUUCAAUCACAUACAUUAGAUGCUGUCGUUCCUCCACUGUCUCUCUGAGAUUCACUGUAGUACAAUCCAUACUGUCUACUGAUUCUUUGCUUUUCCUAAGACUAAAGACUUGUGCCAAGAUGCCGUACAGGUUCCAUUCCUCAUUGCAUUCAAAUGAUGUUGUCGUGUCCUGUGACGGACGCGAAAUGACACGAGAAGCUAGUGCUACCGACGCCACACAAACCCAACCUGCCGCUGCCGCUGCCGCUCAAACUACGCCAUCAGCUCCUGCUCCAAAAACGCAUCGAGAUCUUGAAGAAACUGUGAAGAAAUUUGCUGAUGCAGUUUCUGAGAAAGGACGAGCGAUGUAUGAGAUAUGGGCGUUGGUGUUCAACGUCCUUCAUCUCCUGCACAGUACUGGAGCAGAGAAAGUUACAUUGUCACCACCUGGUCAUGAAGGCAAAUGCUCCUACACACUAGGAGUCACGAUGAUAGCUGUUCUCUGCUAUUGUGGUGAACAUUUGGGUGAUGAAAUGAUGCAAGGUCUUGUCGACUAUAUUCUUCACUUCAAGUCAGUUGAUGUCAACGAAGAAGAUAAGACCGACAACAACAGGACACUCUUGCACCAUUGUGCAUUGACAGGCAAUGCACGUUUAGCAAAACUGCUCAUCGAACGCGGCGCUUGCCUCAACGCACAGGAGAGCUUGUUCCGACAGACUCCACUGCACGAUGCAGUCUUCGAAAAGAAGAUCAAUGUUGUCAAGGUGAUACUGUCACAUGACAGUGACGGUGUCACCUCGGAUACUGCACUGCUUGACUGGGUUGGUUGCACAGCAUUGGACGUAGCAAAGUUCUAUGGUAAUGAUGAAUGUGUGCAGCUUCUCACACAGCAUGAAGCUGACAAGGCAAAGAAAAAAAUUGAGAAGAUAGUGUUGUCAUUAGACGUUGACUGAAGAAGUGUGAAAGCAGCUGUGACGGGCAAGCCUAGUCUGCAUAGCCACGAUGGGUGACGUCUACCACUCGUGUGUGUGUGUGUGUGUGCGUGCGCGCACGUCUGUGUUUAGAUGCAUGGCAUUUUAGGAAAUUAGUAAACGGACUUCUCGUUGAUAAUUUGCUUCUUGGUUCUCGCAAUAUCUGAUGGAUGUGUUCCAUACAUUCUAUUUGCCAUGCUCUUUACAAAUACAAGGAAAUUUCGUGAAAAAUUUUCAUUGUCGUUGUCUUCUGGUAAACAAAUUAAUUACAUCAUAGCUGAUCGUUGUCCUCCACCAGCCUGCACCGUGAACUUAGCCAGUUUUACUAGUUGUUUGAAACUGUUUUCCCUCUAGCUAAAUUUCUUAGUGUGCAGCGCUGGCUGACUAUCGUGUACAAUUGACCGUGCCAUUCUUUGUAUUUGUUUCAGGCUUUUUCUUGUUUCCGUACACGUGACAAUGUUGCUGUUGCCUCAGCUUUGGUGUUUUGUAUCUGGAAAGAUUAUUACUGGUAAAAUUUGAACUCUCAGAUAUUCCAAAUACUCUUUCUGCUCUCAGACUAU
Sycon ciliatum is the source of this 1662-nucleotide messenger RNA. RefSeq lists its product as uncharacterized. The transcript has 8 exons. The record is from RefSeq and is a predicted model, not a curated record. NCBI's taxonomy places the organism in Eukaryota, Metazoa, Porifera, Calcarea, Leucosolenida, Sycettidae. Gene Ontology annotation, molecular function: protein binding. Bases 272 to 1084 code for a protein of 270 amino acids.